AUGCCUUUCAUGAGCUCUACCAUUCAGCAUAGAUCAAACAUUACAAAUAACUUUACAUCCCUAUUCAAGAAACCCUCAUCCAUUCCGCUUGCUUUGGCGCCAUCUUCCUCUUCACAUCCUUCGAUGCCUAUGGAUAACUCUCACUCUUCUUAUCCAAACCACUCAGUGCCCUUGGCAAAUCCCUCAAUGUCCAUGACCAAUCCUUUGGUGCCCAUGGCAAAGACCUCGGUACCCAUGACAAUUCGUUCGAUGCCCAGUAAUGUUAGAGUCCCAAUAGCCAAGGAGAAGGAGGUUUUGAACCCACCUUUGUCUGUGAUAGAGAGGGAUCAUGGGUUUGGAGUGAGUAACAAAUAUGUGUCUAUUGGAGAGGAUGGAAAAACGGGAUAUGAUAAUAUGAAGGCAUGUGAUGAAGUCUGCCCUUCUACUCAUUUACAGGGGGAGACGCGUGAUGUAGUGCUGCUAGAGGAUGGAAUCCUUGAAUGUUUGUUGAACCAACAACACUAUUCAUCUGCAUCUUCUUCCUUCUUGGUGGAUCAUUCGUAUAAGCGGAGAGGAAGACAAAAUUUUUCCGUGGAUGAUGAAAAUGGUCUGAUUAGAGACAAAGAACCACCUAACAAGGGUUUUAGCUCUGACCAAGAAAGCACAAAGAAUUGGGUUGAUAUGAUAGAGGAUUCGGCUGAUGAUGAAGCUCAUAGGCUCGCUUUGGUUACUCAAAUAGUAGAUGAAUACUCAGAUUCAAGUACUGGGUGCAGUCCCAGAGAGAAUGUCGUCCCAUCUACUUUAUGA
Ilex paraguariensis (yerba mate) is the source of this 786-nucleotide messenger RNA. The record is from the annotation of a GenBank genome assembly. Lineage: Eukaryota; Viridiplantae; Streptophyta; Magnoliopsida; Aquifoliales; Aquifoliaceae.